ACUGACUCUGCCGAGCCGAACCGAACUCAGACACCAUAAACAACCCAGAAGAUGAGUUCAUAUUUCGUUAACUCGCUCUUCUCCAAAUAUAAAAGUGGGGAUUCGUUACGUCCGAACUACUACGAGUGCGGGUUCGCGCAGGACCUGACCGGCAGCCGGCCCACUGUGGUCUAUGGUCCAGGCUCCGGCGCCACCUUCCAACAUGCUCCGCAGAUCCAGGACUUCUACCACCACAGCGCCUCUUCGCUGCCCAACAACCCCUACCAGCAGAGCCCCUGCGCGGUCACAUGCCACGGAGAGCCAGGUAACUUUUACGGAUAUGACGCCCUUCAAAGACAGACUUUUUUCGGUGCUCAGGAUGCGGAUUUGGUCCAGUACAGCGACUGUAAACUGGGAGGUGCGACGGGACUCGGAGGCGAGGACACGGAAGGGACUGAACAGAGCCCUUCGCCGACACAACUCUUUCCUUGGAUGAGGCCGCAAGUAGCUGCGGGCAGGAGGCGAGGCCGUCAGACCUACAGCCGCUACCAGACCCUGGAGCUGGAGAAGGAGUUCCUCUUCAACCCUUACCUGACCCGGAAGCGCCGCAUUGAGGUGUCACACGCGCUGGCGCUGACGGAGCGGCAGGUGAAGAUCUGGUUCCAGAACCGGAGGAUGAAAUGGAAGAAGGAGAACAACAAGGACAAGUUCCCCAGCAGCAAAAGCGAGCAGGAGGCGGUUGAGAGGGAGAGGAGAGAGAAAGAGCUGCGGGAGGGCAGUGGGGGCAGCGGUGGAGGAGGAGGUGGAGAAGGAGGUGGAGGAGCGGGCUCAGCGGCGGCGGCGGUGGCCACAGCGGGGUCACAGGGCUCCGUGAACGAGGACUGCUGUGAGAAAACCCACAAGCAGAUGUAG
Molecule: messenger RNA, 891 nt
Organism: Melanotaenia boesemani (Boeseman's rainbowfish)
Lineage: Eukaryota; Metazoa; Chordata; Actinopteri; Atheriniformes; Melanotaeniidae
Gene: hoxb8a
Product: homeobox B8a
Exons: 2
Coding region: 52-891 (279 amino acids)
Biological process (GO): regulation of transcription by RNA polymerase II
Cellular component (GO): nucleus
Molecular function (GO): RNA polymerase II transcription regulatory region sequence-specific DNA binding; DNA-binding transcription factor activity, RNA polymerase II-specific
Source: RefSeq, a predicted model, not a curated record